Pseudo-nitzschia multistriata is the source of this 5565-nucleotide messenger RNA. The record is from the annotation of a GenBank genome assembly. Lineage: Eukaryota; Bacillariophyta; Bacillariophyceae; Bacillariales; Bacillariaceae.
GGACAAUUAUUGUUGUUGCAAGAAGAGCACCAGUGUACGGUUGAAAUAAGCUGUUUUGGUUCGAGAGGAAGCUAUAACGUACAUCCAAUAGCACUGUCACCAAUAGAACCGAAACAAGGAGAUAGACUACGAGGAAGACGCCAACAGUCUGUCGUCUUCUAAACACAGGAAACCCAACCUUACAAAAAGUCGGAGAAAUAAGGGUGCUGUGAAGUUCGCUCGUUUCGUUUCGUUUCGUUUCGAUUCGAUUCGUUUUGCGUGGCUUUCUGCUMGUGUGUCCCUGUAUCAAUACCAUUUCUCUGUACUGCACCUCCGUUGAACAGCACCGUCGCACAGACGGCUGGAGGGACGCGGUCGAGCAAUCAUAGAACGGACUAAAAACCGGGUAUGCGCGACAUGUCGUUCAGGGAUGUCAACAGAAGGACCGAGGUGUCCAAGGGCGUCUUCCUGCACGGCCGAGAGCUCGAAGAGUUCUGUCAGCAGAGAGGUCUGUGUCCGUUGUGCGCGAAGACGAAGGUAAAGAGAAAAAAGGGGGUGUUUGGUCCGAAAAAAUGGGAGCCAAUCACCGCUCUCCGGAAUGGAGUGGUGGUUGCGACCGAGUCUUCUUCUGGCAACAAAGGCAAAGGCAGCAAGGAGUCAAAACAGAAAAAAAAGAAAAAUGGCUUUUCGAAAAGGGGAGGGAGAAAGUCUACCUCUGUGGAAGAGCCAGCAACAAUCGAAAGUAAUAUCAACAUCGACGUCGACAUAGAUGAAGGAGACUAUCUGGUCUAUAAGGGAUUCUGUUUGAGGGAAGGUUGUUUUACGCUUGAGCAUGCCCGGCGGUUGGUCGAAUCUGCUGGAAAAAUUGGAUGGCCAAUGGAAAAACAAGCUCGAAGAAACACACACAUUGGUUCGUUUACUACCGGGAAGAAGGAAGAUCCGAGGCCGCGGUCCUUAAGCGAUGGCUUCCGAGGUGUGGACGGAGUGAAAGGCAUACUGGCUAACAAACCACUAUCCGCCAAAUCAAAAUCGUCUUCCGGAUCGAAGCAUAAAUCAAGAUCCGUCGGGAGUCCCGGGGCUUCAUCCGUAUCCACGGAUAGUGACAAUGACAACGCGGAAACGAAGGUUAGUAGCGCCGACAGAACGAUCUUUCCACCGCCACAAGAUCGAAUCAAAUUCUUAUCCGAGCAAGUGUCCUUAGAAGGAGCACCGGACGCCUUCUAUCGCAGCAAGAACAAUAGUGUCAAAAGCCACAAUUUUUACAACGGAAGCGACGAUGGGGAAGAUUUAGGUGAGGAAAGCAUGGGAUCGGGGGGAAAACCAAGGAAGACCAAACGAGAUAUUAUCGAUAAAACCAUCCGUGUCCUGCGGGGCGAGUUUUGGCCCAUCGGUGGUUCCGUAAUUCGAACAGUGGAUUUGACGGGGGUGAGUUUGAACUAUUCUGAGGUGACGGCUCUAGCGGAGAGCCUCGAAGCCAGCAGAAACCACACGCCUGUCCAUCUAUCUUCCUUGAUUUUAAGAAAUUGCAACAUCGAUAACGACCGUUUGGGGAUUUUGGGAACGGCAUUCUACGAAGCUUUAUGGAACCCCUCGGUAACACCUACUGCUAGCAAUGGUACCUCGUCGGCUUCCUUUGUCCGGAAUUACGUCAUGCGACUCAAGACACUAGACUUAGCUGAAAACAAAAUCGGGAACGCUGGUAUGGAUGCUCUCUGUCCCUAUCUUGAGGCCUCGUGCUGUGGGUUGGAGGUACUGGAUUUGUCCCGCAACCACAUCGAAACGCUCGGGGGUGUAACCAUCUUUGAUGCACUCCGACGAAAUCCACACACAAAGAUCGAGACGAUAGAUCUUUCGCACAAUCUCCUACGGAAACUCGAUGCCGAAAACGAGAACGAUGAAGACGACAGCUUCUUUUCCUCUAGCACCGGCUUCUUCGGUCCCUCCUUUGGCAUUCACGGAUUCUUAGCAAAAAAUAGGACCCUACGGGACCUGAACCUUUCGGGGAAUCGCAUGCGCAACCGGGGAAUCGAAGCACUUUUCGGUGGCCUCUGUAUUGCUGGUCCCCAUGCCCGCCUCACCAGCGUCAGCCUGGGCUUCAAUCGAAUCGGCGACGCCGGGGCGCAGGCCAUUGCUUCCUGCCUUGCGACAAAUCGAUCCCUGCGAUCAAUUGAACUGAACGAUAACAAUAUUCACAACGAUGGGGGUAGGGCGCUGCUAUGGGCUAUGGGCAACAACACGACACUGAAAGAAAUCUCAGGCUUGUGGAGUAACAAUAUAGAUCGGCGAUUCAUUAUUGUUUCCAUUCGGCGAUUACUGUUAUCUGCAAGUGACGGGGACGAAAACGAUAAUGACGACCGUCGCGUGAAUAACGAUGAGGACUUAACUAAGUACUGGGAAGGGCAAAUGAAUGUUGAAAGUGGAUAUGAAGAGCAGGAGGAGGAACAGGAACAAGGUGACAACCAGAUACAAAACAGCUAUCAUUGCGAUGUCAUCAUUGAAAAUUCGGGGCGGGGGGAUCGGAGCUACGAAGUCACGACAGGGGAAGAAGAUAUCGAAAGCAAAUGCGUUUCGUCGCACUCGAGAAACUCACGAUCGGUUGAUAUGGAGGAGAACGUCAGCGAUUUGUCCGAGGAUAAGGACGACGACGAACAGGAUAGGGUGAAGAAAAAUGGGAAAAACGACGAGCUUUCCUCAUACGAGAUGCUUUUGGCAGAGGAUUCUAACGAGAACGACAUUAUGACAGCGGAUGGAAUGACGGAAACGAAUCAAGAAAUGAGUGUCAACACAUCGUUCGAUCGAAUGAUUAUAUUGAACUCGGCUCCCCUAGUGUAUUUCGACGAAGAAACCGGACUCCACAAAAGCAUACCUUUGCACGAUUCCGGAUACGAAAUCGAAAUUAUUCGGAAAGCUGUCGCAGUGGCAAUGACAAAAGGCUCAAAGAUCGAGGUUCGAGACGAAAUCGCCACGCCGGAUCAAUUCGAAGCUUCAAUCUCCCUGGGUGAUUCGCCAUUGAUACACUUUAGCUGCCACGGUCGCGAAGAUGCUCUUGCACUCGAAAACGGUCUUGGACUUCUCGAGAAAUUUCCAUUACGCAAUUUGGAAGAACUUGUUUCAAACAACACGAAUGGCCCCCUGAAGGUUGUAUUCGUCUCCUCGUGCCAUGCGCAUACGAUUGGGCAAGCUCUUAUAGAAGCGGGUGUUCCACACGUCGUGUGUUGUCAGAGAGACGCCCAGUUUAGGGAUGCCGUUGCCAUGGAAUUUGUGAAAUGUUUCUACCGAAAUGCUGCCAAGCAGAUGGCGCUGAAUGAAGCGUUCGAGACCGCUGUUGAGGACGUUCUUUCGUCGGAACUUUCCAAGAAUCUUCGGAACGUGGCAAAACGUUUUUCUCUCCUAUCAUCCUCCCUAUUUUUCGAACCGAGCGCUCCAAUAUUUUUCCAACAGGCCGCUGUCAUUGAAGACGACAACCACGAUGCUGAUCAACAGCAGAUUUUGAAGGUGCCUCCCCUUCCGGAUCGCUUUGUUGGACGAGAAAUCGAUAUGUUUGCAAUUCUUGAGUCGAUGCAGUCGAACAGUUGUGUGGAGAUUUCUGGAUGCGAGGGAUGUGGGAAAGACUCCGUUGUCACAGCGGUUGUUGAUUAUGCCAUGAAACGAUCGGAGGCAUUCUCGAUCGACCAGGCGUAUUGGAUUCCAACCCCGGCGCAGGUUGAAGUAGAGCCCGACUCCGUGUAUGAAGAUUUUAGUUUGUGCUGCGGGUUGAUUCGGAAUUCAAGCGAGGACAUAUGGGAUACUACAAACGAAGAACUCCUCGACUGCCUCGAACGGCUGGAAAUCGAACUAGAAGAGGCUUCCGUGGUUGUGGUAAUCGAUAGCAGAAGUUUCAACACGGAGGUCUCGCAGGUUUCCUUGCAAAAAUUGGUGCUAUUUAUACAAACCCAUGCUUAUGCUGCAAAGGUCCUUUGGAUAUCCACGGAAAGAGACGACGAGGGCAUCGAAAAGAGUCACAUCGAACUCGGUGCCCUUGAUUUUCGUUCGACUGCCCUCUUGUUUGGAGAAAAUUGCGAUUACAUAUCAGGGAACAAGGGCAUACAGGCUCGGUCGGCAGACGAAUUUGCGGAGCUCGUAGAUCCACCAUUCGAGUUGAAAGCCAACACCAAUGUUCCGUCCUUGGGGGUUUCUCAGCGAAUGAAAGAAGUUUACCAUCGCAUGGGGAACGGUUUCCCCUCCCAGGUCAUAGCGGUGGCCGAGUGGAUGUCUCGAACAGACUUUACCGAGGUUCUGAAAAUCGCGAGCAAACCCGAACUCGUCGUCAAAUCUCUCAACGAGUUGGAACGAGAGCUGGUUCGAUGGACGCUGUACGCGGAGGAAGCGGUCCGGGCCAAAAAUUACAAGCGGGCCGUCGAUUUGCGCGCCGUUGUCAGUGACCUCGAAGCGAUGAGGCGAGGCUAUUCGAGCCUGGCAGACCUGAAAGAAAUGGAACAAACGAUGAAAUCGGAUCUCGCCAACGCCAUCUCGAAUCGGCAGUACGAUGUCGCCAACAAUCUGAAGAAGGAUCUGUUGAAGCUGAAGAAGAAAAUAAUGAUGGAGAGAAGGGUCCCGUCCACCCGGCUGCUCCAAACCCAGGCGGUGUUCGACCUCAAGGCCCAGGUCGACUCGAUCAUUGCCGAAACGAAAAGCUACGACGGAGCAGAACUGCUCGACGAAUUUUCCCAGGAAGAAACCUCCUCGUCCUUCGAGGUGAACUGCGACGGGCGCACCUGCACGUUCCGGGUUUGCGGCGUCGCAACCGUUCGCACGGAUCGAAAGAACGACAUUGGCAAGAACCACCCGAAGCCCACGAGGGGGAUCGUCUGCUGGUCGAACGAGGCCUGCGACCUCGACGAUCCCCGGAGUUCGUUCCUCCUGCUGGACGACGUCGACGGCGAGAAAUUCAGGGCCCGCGCCGAGCUGCUUCCGGUGGUGAAUGAGACCCGGUACGGAGCCGUUCGGUGCGUGAUCGGAAAGUCGGUGGUGGUCGGCACGACCUCCGACUGCUGUGCCGGGGAAGGCCCGUCCGUCGGCGGCGCCGCCGUCAUCCUGGCGGUCGGUCCGUUUCUGGACGCCCCGGUGGAUUCGACGGCGUCGUCGUCGUCGUCGUCGUCGUCGCCGCCGCCUCCCCCUAUCGAUGCCAUGCUGGAGAAGGACAGGUACUUUCUCCACUUUGCCAGGGUUUCGAUCCGGUCGUGCUACCGGUCCUGCGUGGCAAAGGCGCAGCAGGCCGACCUGGAGGUGCUGACGGUCCGGCCCCUGGGCACGGUGGGCAAGAGCGGGCAGAUCUACGAGGACCUCCUGCGGAUCGGGGUGCAGACCCUCGUGGAGGAGGCCAAGUUCUCGAGCCUCCUGGAGGUCCGCCUCGUCGGGAGCAACCCGCGGGAGACCGCAAAGCUCGUCGGCAUCCUGCAGGAGAUGGGGUAUUCGAGCAGCGAACCAAAGAACGGGCGGGCCGACGGAUUAACUCAGGAACGGCUAUCAUAGCGUGUCGCAUUGCAAUGAAUGGCACUGGCAAUAAUUAUAGUAGGGUUUCAUGAGUAUGUAUAACUAUAGUCGCAU